UUGGUAAAGCUCUCUCAGCUGCAAGAUAUCGCAUUGAUAACUGAAUGUGAAGAAUCCUAAUUUUUGGAAAGAUCUCUCACUUUCUUGUUUUGGAAUCGUCAAUAGUUUUUGGCUUUAAUCACUAACUGACUAAGCGGUGUCUUUCUUUGUGGAUUUGCGCACUGUUUGGCGGCUGAGAGAAUUCAGGAAAAGAAAACAGACUGAAAUUAUAAUUCAUUAUCAUUAUCACUAUUUUAAGACCUGAGAGGAUUGGAAGUUCAUAGCUGUCGUUUUCUUUCGUUUUCUCAGCAGUCAAGAGAAUGGUCACUGUUUUGAUGGUGUUGUCUACUUAUGUAGCUUCAGAUACUAAGUGACAAAGGCCUUACAUUCCUUCACAUUUAAUGCAAUUUUUGGCUAGUUUAGGCUCUGUUUGAUUACUGAGAAAAUGCAAGAAAGUUAAAGCAAUAAUAGUUGUGAAUCUUAGUCUUUGAAGCAUUUAAAAUUUUAAGAAGAAAGGAGUGGGAAAAAUCCAAUACUGCUUGUUGGCUUAGUUGAAUCGAGGUUAACCGUACUCUAGGCCAAAAAAAAAAGAGUUAAAAAGGCACACAAAUUAAAUUCCUUUUGUUUUUAAAUGAAUCAUAUUGAAUUUCUUUUCUCAGUAUCCAAGUAAAGGUUUAUGGUUUUUGUUCUUCUUUUUAUUCCACAAAGAAAAUGAGACUUCUGUUUUCUUGAUUAAUGUUGGAAUCAGUGCUCAAAGAGUUCAAACUGACGUGCUUAUGAAGCACCUUGGUGUAAAUAAGCCUGAUUCAAUUUCCCUAAGAGGUCUUCUGCAGUUCUGCUUAUGUUGAGUAAUCGAUACUAUUGAAACAAUGUGGUUCAAUCUUUUUAGUGAAGUAAUAUAGUCCAAGAAACCAAUGGAGGAAAGCAGCAACAGAGGGGAUUUUAGACAGUCAUCCUUUAAAUCAAGUGGCAGUGUUAAGUCCACAUUGUCAGGAAGGUCGACUCCUCGGGCUUCUUCGUUUCGUAGAUUGAACACAAGCCGAACUCCGCGAAGAGAAGGUAGAAGUGGUGGAGGUGGUAUACAAUGGUUUCGAAGUAAUCGGUUGGUGUAUUGGUUGCUAUUGAUUACUCUUUGGGCGUAUCUUGGGUUUUAUGUUCAGUCUAGGUGGGCUCAUGGUGAUAACAACAAAGCAUUUAUGGGUUUUGGAAGUAAACCGAGAAAUGAGAACUCAGAUACUGAGCAGAAUCUGCGAAGGGAUUUGACUGCCGUAGAUGAUAUCCUGGCAUCCAAUAAUGAGACUACUGAGAGUCAGGCUGGAGAUAGUAUAGAUGCAGUUUUGGAUUCAUCAAAAAAAAUUAUAGAUGCAGUUUUGGCCAAAAAAGGGAAUGGCAUUUCAUCUAAUAGAAAUGUAAAGUCAAGGAAGAGAAAUAAAAGAGCACGUAGUUUGCGUGGUAAAGUACAUGGUAGGAAGAAGACUUCGGUGCAGGUUGAAAGCCAUGACUUGGAGGAUCAGGAACCAGAAAUUCCUAAGAAAAAUGCUUCUUAUGGGUUGCUUGUUGGUCCAUUUGGCUCGACGGAGGAUAGAAUUUUGGAAUGGAGUCCUGAGAAGCGUUCUGGAACCUGUGACAGGAAGGGAGACUUUUCACGCCUUGUUUGGUCUAGGAGAUUUGUUUUGGUAUUCCAUGAACUAUCAAUGACUGGGGCUCCAAUUUCAAUGAUGGAAUUGGCAACAGAGCUUUUGAGUUGCGGAGCUACAGUUUCUGCUGUAGUUCUUAGCAAAAAGGGUGGGCUGAUGUCAGAGCUAACUAAGAGAAGAAUCAAGGUGCUUGAUGACAGAGCUGACCUCAGCUUCAAAACAGCCAUGAAGGCAGAUCUUGUCAUUGCUGGAUCGGCGGUUUGUGCAUCAUGGAUUGAACAAUAUAUUGCUCGUUUUCCAGCUGGUGCCAGUCAAGUUGGUUGGUGGAUAAUGGAAAACCGGCGAGAGUACUUUGAUCGGGCAAAGGUUGUCCUUAACCGAGUGAAAAUGCUGAUAUUUCUCUCUGAAUCACAGUCUAGACAGUGGCUAAACUGGUGUGAAGAAGAAAAUAUUAAGCUGAGAUCUCAGCCUGCACUUGUUCCACUUGCUGUUAAUGAUGAACUAGCUUUUGUAGCUGGCAUUUCUUGUUCACUGAAUACUCCAUCUUUCAGCACUGAGAAGAUGCGAGAAAAAAGGCAGUUGUUAAGAGAUUCAAUCAGAAAGGAGAUGGGGUUGAUGGACAAUGAUAUGCUUGUAUUGUCUCUGAGUAGUAUAAACCCUGGAAAAGGCCAGUUCUUACUUCUUGAAUCAGCACGCUUGAUGAUUGAACAAAAACCUUUGGACAAUAAUUCUAAGAUAAAAAAUCCAGUGAAUAUAGCCCAAGACCAAUCUAACAUGGCUAAAAAACAUCAUUUAAGAGCGCUGCUUCAAAAUUUGAAUAAUGUUGGCAUGUCCUCAAAUGAAUUGCCUGCUUCAAAUGAGUCCUUUAUCGGGUUGAAGUUAUCCAAGUGGAAAGCCUUGCGGUUACAUAGUCCUUCAAAUGACACAGAUGCUGUGAGCUUUUAUGUUUCUCAAGGAAUAAGGAAAAUGUUGUCUGUUAUUGGAGGAACACAGGAACAGACGCUUAAAAUUCUUAUAGGCUCUGUUGGAUCUAAGAGCAAUAAGGUGCCUUAUGUCAAAGGACUUUUAAGAUUUUUAUCCCAGCAUUCAAACUUGUCAAGGUCAGUGCUCUGGACUCCAGCAACUACACGUGUAGCCUCACUUUACUCUGCGGCAGAUGUUUACGUCAUAAAUUCCCAGGGAUUGGGAGAAACAUUUGGGAGAGUGACAAUCGAAGCAAUGGCAUUUGGUCUUCCGGUGCUUGGAACAGACGCUGGGGGCACAAAAGAGAUUGUCGACCACAAUGUAACAGGUCUCCUUCAUCCUGUAGGGCGCCCGGGAACUCAUGCCCUUGCUGAAAAUCUCGGGUUUUUGCUCAAAAACCCUUUGGCAAGGGAGCAAAUGGGGAAGGAAGGAAGAAAGAAGGUACAGAGAAUGUACUUGAAGCGGCACAUGUACAAGAAAUUUGUAGAGGUACUCGUCAAUUGCAUGAAAACCAAAUAAACAUUCUCAUUCUUUUAUUGUAAGGAAUAUUAAAGGAAGCUGUGGGUAUCAACAUUGUAUACCCCGGCUGAAUUGGUUUGAAAGAUUACCUAGUGUUAUGAAAAGGCUUCUAAUUUCAUCAAAA
Molecule: messenger RNA, 3222 nt
Organism: Corylus avellana
Lineage: Eukaryota; Viridiplantae; Streptophyta; Magnoliopsida; Fagales; Betulaceae
Molecular function (GO): glycosyltransferase activity
Source: RefSeq, a predicted model, not a curated record